UGCUUAUUAUAUUCUUAUUGUGUAAUUAUUUACCAUGAACAAAAACAAAAAAUAAGGUUGUAUUUGCAGGCACCGCAUUAAACAAGUAUUUUAGGUAGGAAUGAAACAGCCAGAACCACGUCUACUUGGUGCCUUCUUGAACCAUAUCUAUGGUUUCAGAAAUAUAAAGCUUCGUUAUCAAACUCUUUCAGUUCAGAAGUGACGGCCAUGUCAUGACUGUUAUUGACGCUGACAUUAUGAAAAUGAGCGUAAUGUUUACAAGGCUAUUUGUAAUGUAAGGCGAGUGCGUGCGAGACGUGGCUGCAAGCAAGUGUUUGUUACGAAGCGGCGCAGACGGACGAUGCCAUGAGGGGCGCGCUGCUGGCUUUGCUGGUGUCGGCCGCGGCGCUCGCCUCGCGCGAGAGCAGUACGGCGAGUGCGGCAGCUGUGGCGGACGAGCGGGAGGCCGAGCAAGAAGACGAAAGUGACUCGGCUCCAUUCAUGAUAGUAGUAGAGCACUCGGACGGGCACCACUGCGGCGGCUCGCUCGUGUCGCUGCGCACCGCGCUCACCUCGGCCUGGUGCGCGCGCGCCACCCGCGGCGCCCCGCCCGCCGAGCUCUGGGCGCUGGCGCCCGGCUCCGGCGCCGUGCGCCGCGUGGCGCGCGUGGCGCUGGCGGCCGGGGCCGAGGACGCGCGCGACGGCGACGCGUGGAGCGGCGCCGCCAUGGACCUGGCCGUGCUGGAGCUGGUGGCGCCCUUCGGCGGCGGCGCGCGCUCGCGGCCCAUCCUCAUGGCCACGCAGCCCAGCGAGUGCGCGCCGCGCGCCGUGUGCCACGUGGUGCGCGCGCUGCCCCGCGCCGGCUCGCGCACGCCGCGCCUGCGCAUCGUGGACGCCACGCUGGUGCCGGGCGACGCCUGCGCCCAGCGCGCCAGCGGCUGGCCGGGGCUGCGCGACUCGGCGCUGUGCCUGGUGGGCCCCACGCUGUGCCAGAGCGACUGGGGCGCGGGCGUCGUGUGCGAGGGCAAGCUGUGCGGUGUGCUGAGUCGGUCGGUGACGGCCGACGCGGCUGCGGUGGACGCGGCAGACGUGGAGCCCGGCGUCACUUGCGGCGACACGCACGUGGCGCAGAGCGUGGCGCGCUGGCGCCGCUUCCUGCACUGCGCCCACACGCUGCGCGCGUGCGGCCGCGGGGGGGAGUGCGCGGCGCUGUGCAGCGAGCGCCGCCUGCUGGACGUGGCGGACGGCGAGCCGCGCGCUGCCGGCGAUGCCCCGGCCGGCGGCGGUGACGCUGCGCCCGCCACCGGUGACGCGCCGCCCGCCGCCGGUGACGCGUUACCCGCCGCCGGAGACGCGUUGCCUGUCGCCGGAGACGCGUCGUCGCCCGCUGCACUCGACGCGGCGCCUUACACCGCGCCCGACGCCGAGACGCCUCCCUUUCAACACACGACUUCUCUGCCUGCCAUUUCCACUUCUCCGCGACCGGGGAACGCGGCGAGCGCAACGCCACCUACACGCAGCCUGCCCCCGUCGCCCAGCACGGAGCCGGCGCUGCCGGUAUCAUCGCAGCCGUCGGCGCGGCCCGCAUUCGAGUUCGAGCCCAACCGACCCGACUUCAAGGGUGCACCCGAGCGAUCCUCACGCGUGUACUUGAAGGCGGGCGAGUAUGGCGAGAACGGCGCCGACUACGGCGGAGACGACGGGCCGCCGCCGCCGAGCACGGCCGCCACGUCGCCCAGCACGGCGGCGCCGCGCAGCACGCCGGCCGCGCGCCAGGGCGCCGUGCAGGCGCGCGUGUCGCCGCCCGCCGCGCGCCCGCAUCGCUCCGCCGCCAGCCCGUCGCGGGCCGCCCAUUGGCUCAUUGCUCUGCUAGCGAUUACAAACUUGGCGAAAUGAUGUUGAAAUUUGCUU
Messenger RNA from Spodoptera frugiperda (fall armyworm), 1890 nucleotides. RefSeq lists its product as uncharacterized. Gene Ontology annotation, biological process: proteolysis. The transcript has 5 exons. Gene Ontology annotation, molecular function: serine-type endopeptidase activity. The record is from RefSeq and is a predicted model, not a curated record. The coding region runs from base 346 to 1875 and encodes 509 amino acids. NCBI's taxonomy places the organism in Eukaryota, Metazoa, Arthropoda, Insecta, Lepidoptera, Noctuidae.